Messenger RNA from Panicum hallii, 1659 nucleotides. RefSeq names its product aspartyl protease family protein At5g10770-like. Gene Ontology annotation, biological process: proteolysis. The transcript has 3 exons. Lineage: Eukaryota; Viridiplantae; Streptophyta; Magnoliopsida; Poales; Poaceae. Gene Ontology annotation, molecular function: aspartic-type endopeptidase activity. The record is from RefSeq and is a predicted model, not a curated record. The coding region runs from base 42 to 1490 and encodes 482 amino acids.
GAUAGCUGCAGGCAGGGUAAGAUACACACACACAGCUAGCCAUGUUUGUUGUUUUGCCACUGCUGCUCCUCUUGCUCGGCUCUUCUCCAUCUGCCCUUGCAGCUGCUGACGAACACGAGGAGUUCACAGUCCUGGACCUGAGCUCGCUGAAGCCACAUGCCGCCUGCUCCGGACAUAGGGUGACGCCCCCCCACAACGGCAGCUGGGUGCCGUUGUAUCACCCUCUCGGCCCGUGCUCGCCGUCGUAUAGGGGUGCCGCGGCGGCGGCGCCAUCGUUGGCCGACCUACUCCGGCAGGACCGGCUCCGCGCCCACCACAUCCAUAGCAAGGUGUUUGGCGAUUUCCGCGCGAGCAAGGGCUCCUACAAGGAGCCGGUGGCUGUCGAGGAGACCCAGGUCCAUCACCAGGCCGCCAUUACAAUCGAAAUGGGCACACAAUCCACGAGCUCCCAGAUGCAUGGUUCUCACUCUGAGCUGCGCAUCGGUCCGGCGGCGACCGGCGACGGGACCUCCGGCCCGCCGCCGGUGUCCCAGACGGUGGUGCUGGACACGGCGAGCGACGUGCCGUGGGUGGACUGCGUGCCCUGCGCCCUCGCGGAGUGCCCCUACUACGACCCGGCCCGGUCGAGCAGCUACGCCGCCUUCCCCUGCAACUCCUCCGCCUGCAAGCAGCUCGGCCCCUACGCCAACGGCUGCGCCAACAACCAGUGCCAGUACCGCGUCGCCUACUCCGACGGGUCCUCCUCGUCGGGGACCUACAGCUCCGACCUCCUCACCAUCAGCUCCGGCGACACCGUCAGAAACUUCCGGUUCGGGUGCAACCAGGCCAGCAGCUCCGGCGGCGGCGCGACCAACGGGUUCAUGGCGCUCGGCCGCGGCGCGCAGUCGCUCACGGCCCAGACCUCGUCCAUCUACGGCAACGCCUUCUCCUACUGCUUCCCGCCGAGGGAGAGCGAGAAGGGCUUCUUCCGUAUCGGCGUGCCCGGCGGCGCGGGCUACAGGUUCGCCAUGACGCCGAUGCUCAGGGACCGGCGGGCCCCCGCGCUGUACCGCGCGCUCCUGGUGGCCAUCACCGUCAACGGGCAGCCGCUCAACGUGGCCCCCGAGGUGUUCGCCGCCGGCGCGGUGCUGGACUCCCGCACCGUCAUCACCCGCCUGCCGCUGACGGUGUACGGGGCGCUGCGCGCGGCGUUCAGGGACAAGAUGGCCGCGUACCGCCGGGCGCCGCCGCAGCCGGAGGUGGCGCUGGACACCUGCUACGACUUCACCGGCGUCCGCUACGUCCGGCUGCCGAGGGUCGCGCUGGUGUUCGACCGGAACGCCGUCGUGGAGCUGGACCGGUCGGGGAUCCUGUUCGGCGACUGCCUCGCCUUCACCGCCAACGACGACGACAGCAUGCCGGCCAUCCUCGGCAACACGCAGCAGCAGACCAUCGAGGUGCUCCAUGACGUCGGCGGCGGGAACAUAGGGUUCCGCCGCCAAGCGUGCUAGCUGACGGAGACCUGACCACCACACCCCUACGCCGCCGCUAGCAAGUAGCAACUAGGCAUUGGGCAUUUUCAGAAUAUUAUUGUGCAGCUCGAUCGAUCGUUUCUUGCGCUCGAUCUCUGUACGUUUAAACUGUUUGUAAGACCUGUUUGGUUGUCUACCUCAGAGCUAC